Durio zibethinus is the source of this 1839-nucleotide messenger RNA. RefSeq names its product Polynucleotidyl transferase, ribonuclease H-like superfamily protein. Gene Ontology annotation, biological process: rRNA 5'-end processing. The record is from RefSeq and is a predicted model, not a curated record. NCBI's taxonomy places the organism in Eukaryota, Viridiplantae, Streptophyta, Magnoliopsida, Malvales, Malvaceae.
AUUUUAUAUGUUUUUUCUUUUUUUCUCAUUUCCUGAUUUUUCUUUUCCCUUCUCUUAUUCAUUCUCUCCAACCACUGUUGUGGCAAUUUGUGCCACUGCAAUGACCAUAUCUUGUCACCCACAAGAUGAUCUGCCGAUACUAGCAACCAGCUAUGAUAGUCGAUGCUGUACCCAAAGCUUCAGCAACCAGAUAUCGCCAUCCCCAAGGACGCAGCAAACAUAGUUUCGCCUUUGAUCGUCGAAAAUGACGUUGCCCUUGGUCGCUUUGUCGGAGUUCUUUUUAUGGAGAAAACUGGGGAAAAUUCAACUUGGAACACUAGAAAUGUAAGCAAAUAUGGUCAAUGUCCUGUGGGUGUCGUAGGGAUAUGGUUUGAGUUUUGACAAAUUUAUCAAGGGUAAUUAUGGAAAAAAGAAAUAGCCAUUCCCAUGGAUUUGGUUUUUAAUCGAAACAUAAAGACAUGGUCAAAAUAAAAAGGGUGUUCAGCUUUAGAACUCGAAGCUCUAUCCGUUAUAUCUUUAGCUCUAAUGUGUUCACCGCAGCUGCAAUCACAGCCAUUUUUUAUUCUGUCUAGAGCCAACUCUUAUCCAACCUUCUCUAAAUCCUCAUCAUCUUUUCCCUGUUUCUCAACUUCAACCCGUAUUUACAAUCUAAAAACCAGUACUUUGUCUGUUCAAGGAUUUCCCCCUAAUGCCCUUCGCCGUAAGAGCAAUCCCCAAUGGAGAGGAGGGUUCAGUCUAGGCGUAGACUUGGGAUUGUCCCGCACCGGCCUUGCCCUUAGCAAAGGUUUCUGUGUUCGUCCACUCACGGUUUUGAAAUUAAGAGGACAAAAGCUUGAGCUACAGCUGCUUGAGAUGGCAGAAAAAGAGGAGGCUGAUGAAUUUAUAAUUGGGCUUCUUAAAUCCUGGGAUGGAAAAGAGACUCCUCAAUCCAACAAAGUUCGCAGUAUAGCCGGAAGGCUAGCGGUUCGAGCGGCGGAGAGGGGUUGGAGAGUAUAUCUACAAGAUGAACAUGGGACAUCAACAGAAGCUGAAUACAGGAUGAUCAACUUGGGUCUUGGCAAGCUUACUCGCCAGAAAAGCUCUGAUGCUUAUGCUGCUGUGAUAUUACUAGAGAGAUAUUUUGCCAUGUCUGGUAAGGGCAUUGAAAUUGUUUUGCCAAAGCAGAUGGAUUUGCAAGAAAAACUCAGAAGGGGUGCACCACUGGACGUUGAUUUUUUGCCAGAAGAAUUUGUUGGUUGACAGAUAACAGGAAUCCUUGUUUUCUGCUUGUUGGCAUGUGAUGCCGUUAACAGUUUUAUAUAGACAGAGAUUAGAAGUCUUUUCACUAACACUGAUUCUUGUUUUUGAUGUAGAGUUUAAGAAUAUUUGUUUGAAGUGCAUAGGAAAUGAGUGCUUUCACAAUUUGAAAUGUUUGUGCCUGGAUAUCUUGGCAUGUAAAUGUAAUUCCCCGAGUGGUCUCUUUCUUGUCUCCAAAUAAACCAGCCGAGCCCAAUUUGAACUCAAAACUACGGGCCCGCUUCUGGCGCAGAAAAGCCACUUGCUAUCAAAGGAGGAGGGCAAGCCGUAGGGGACAAGCCCAGAAUUUAAUCUCUUUCAUUUUCUUUGACCAUUUUUUCAUUGCCUCUUAAGAAAAAAAUCUCGGGGAAAAAACUAUGGGAGAAUAAUUUGUAUCUACUUGGUAAAAAAUAAUGGUAAAGUGUUUUGUUAUAAGCACCAUCCAUUUUUCAAAGCAUAUUUAUGGUAUACUUGAGAGUUAACAGUUUCAUUCCCACAGGAGAUUCUGAGGAAUCAUUCUCAGAAUCAUCCCCUCUCCAAAACUCGGUUUCCUUUGCCAUUUGU